AUGUCAUCACGCCAAAGACAGUAUUUCUGUGACUGCCGAUCAACUCGCACCGCAUCAUUUGCUGUGUCCGUAUCAACAAUGAGUGCAGGGGUAGUGAUGUGGAUAGUGUUCAUUCUGGCCCUACUGGUGGACUCGUCGAUGGCACAGGGUAAAAAGUUGGUUUGCAGUUAUGAUCCCACCAAAGCUCUCCAGAUCGGUUACCAACCGGAGUACAUACCGCUGGAAGUUUGCACACACGUGAUCUUCCAAGCGUUCGACUUCCCAAGAUUCGUCGGUCGGCAGAUGCUGUUCAGUGACAACGAUAAAAUAGCGUUCAGUAAGGUCAUUACAAGUGUACGGCAGCGAUCGAAUACGGUUCGAGUUAUUGCGUCGAUCAUUGGAUCUGCCCAAGACUACACGGCAACUUCCGGUACGAUAGUGCGCAGGAAAGCUUUCGUACAAGCCGCCAUAUCAUUGCUUCUUGAGCUGGAUGCAGAUGCGAUUGAACUUAACUGGCGUUCACCGGGCAACAGUAAUGCUGGACAUGGUAAUGGGCUCGAUCGCGUCACGAUGGUAUCACUACUGCAAGAUCUCCGACAGGCGGUCAUUUCUGCCAGUAAAAACAUAAGGUAUCGCAACCGGGAACUAUGGUUCCGUGGAUCGCUUCAUCUCAAUGUGGUCUUCGAAGCGUACAAUGUGUUUGAUAUUUGUGAGCUGGUCGAUCACGUCACACUCGAUUCAGAUACGGUCCCAUCGUUAGGAGAAGUCCAUGCACCCUUGUACAGUAAACCAAUCGUAUCACCCGUGUACGUACCAUGGCUAGACACAAGGGUAAUCGAUCCUAUGAAUGGUUUGAACACUACCACGCAGCGCUGGAUUGAUGAAGGAUGUCCCCCAAGGAAGCUGUUGUUUGGAAUCGGUCUACACGGUGUCCGUAAGGCUUACUCGUCGAGUAUGAGAUCAUUUUUCGGUAGCGGAUUCGGCCCUGCCAAAUCGACGUAUCUGGAGCAACAUGAGCUUUGCGUCACAAUACGGCAAGGAGGCUGGAAAUAUGCGUGGGAUCAGUAUGGUGCCAUGCCGUAUGCGACUAGAGCGUUACAGAAUGGACAGGAGGAGCACAUCAGCUAUGAGGAUUUGAACUCGCUACGCUACAAGAUGGAUAUGGUUGAGGCGAAGCGUUUCGGUGGUAUCUAUAUAGAGCAUAUACAUUCCGACGACAUUUACGGAAGAUGUGGUCAGGCGUACUCACUGACGGCCUACCUAGCUAGCAGAGUGCGUUCGAUUCCUUCUGAUAUUGGGUUUGCUGUCGAGUGGAACUAA
Messenger RNA from Anopheles moucheti, 1299 nucleotides. RefSeq names its product endochitinase-like. The transcript has 4 exons. The record is from RefSeq and is a predicted model, not a curated record. Bases 1 to 1299 code for a protein of 432 amino acids. Gene Ontology annotation, biological process: carbohydrate metabolic process; chitin catabolic process. Gene Ontology annotation, molecular function: chitinase activity; chitin binding. NCBI's taxonomy places the organism in Eukaryota, Metazoa, Arthropoda, Insecta, Diptera, Culicidae. Gene Ontology annotation, cellular component: extracellular region.